Messenger RNA from Clarias gariepinus (North African catfish), 919 nucleotides. RefSeq names its product flavin-containing monooxygenase 5-like. The transcript has 5 exons. NCBI's taxonomy places the organism in Eukaryota, Metazoa, Chordata, Actinopteri, Siluriformes, Clariidae. The record is from RefSeq and is a predicted model, not a curated record. The coding region runs from base 95 to 919 and encodes 274 amino acids. Gene Ontology annotation, molecular function: NADP binding; flavin adenine dinucleotide binding; N,N-dimethylaniline monooxygenase activity.
CCUAUCACAGGCGCACACCGUGACAUGUUACACAAAUUAAUUCAAUAGUUGUGUGUACUGUAUUAAUACUAUCUCUGAUUUUCAGAUCCACAGUAUGGCUCGACGUAUUGCUGUGAUUGGAGGAGGAAGCGCGGGACUGACCAGCAUAAAGUGCUGCUUGGAUGAGGGUCUGGAUCCGAUAUGUUUUGAAAGCAGCGAUGACAUUGGAGGUCUCUGGAUGUUUAAGGAGAAACCAGAGCCUGAACGUUCCAGCUUGUACCGCUCACUGGCCAUAAAUACCUCAAAAGAGAUGACGUGCUUUAGUGAUUUCCCAAUGCCAGGACAUUACCCGAACUACUUUGACCACUCCAUGAUGCUGAACUAUUUACGGCUAUAUGCUGAGCACUUUGACCUGCUCAAGUACAUUAACUUCCAGACAACAGUGGGUAGUGUGAAACAAAGGCAUGACACUGGUCAGUGGGAGGUGCUGACUGAAAAGAGAAAUGGACACAAAGAAACACAUGUGUUUGAUGGGGUGCUUGUGUGUUCGGGGAGCUCCAUACACCCUUUCACACCCCGCUCAGCAUUUCCUGGAAUAGACACAUUUCCAGGUAAGUGCUGUCACAGUUGGGAAUAUAAGGAUCCACAUUCAUUCCAUGGGAAGAAAGUUGUGGUUAUUGGCAGUGGCAACUCUGCUGGAGACAUAUCUGUGGAGAUCAGCAGAGUUGCAGAAAAAACUUUUCUGAGCAUGCGUGAUGGAGCAUGGGUUGUGAGCCGUGUGUCUACCUGUGGCCUUCCUUUGGAUAUGAACCGAACUAAACGUCUGAACAACAUACUGAUGCAAGUAAUUCCCCAUGCACUGCUCAACUGGGCAGUGGAGAGAGUCUACAAUGAGAAAUAUGACCACAAGCUGUAUGGAUUGCAGCCCACUUAUAGGUGA